Molecule: messenger RNA, 993 nt
Organism: Lycium ferocissimum
Lineage: Eukaryota; Viridiplantae; Streptophyta; Magnoliopsida; Solanales; Solanaceae
Exons: 5
Coding region: 1-993 (330 amino acids)
Biological process (GO): DNA integration
Molecular function (GO): nucleic acid binding
Source: RefSeq, a predicted model, not a curated record
AUGACAGUUGUGACAAAUGAUAAAAACGAGCUCAUUCCUACUAGAACAAUCACUAGAUGGAGAAUUUGCAUGGAUUAUCGUAAGUUGAACAAGGCAACCAGGAAGGAUCAUUAUCCCAUUCCCUUCAUUGGUCAAAUGCUAGACAGGUGUAUGAUAGCUAUCUUUUCAGAAAUGGUAGAAGAUUUCAUAGAAGUGUUCAUGGAUGAUUUUUCUGUAUUCGAGAACUCUUUUGAGGAAAAAUGUCACUUUAUGGUCCGAGAAGGUAUCGUCCUUGGGCACAAGAUUUCAAAGAGAGGGCUGGACGUUGAUCGUGCUAAAGUGAAAGUCAUUGAGAAGCUGCAACCCCUCGUGUCAGUCAAGGAUCAUGCGGCCAUUAGCUACUUGUUCAGCAAGAAGGACACUAAACCCAGGCUGAUUCGGUGGAUUCUUCUUUUGCAAGAAUUUGAUAUUGAGAUUAAAGAUCAUAAGGGAGUUGAGAACCAAGAUGCAAACCAUUUGUCUAGAUUGGACAACCAUAAUCAUUUUGUGGAGGAUGUUCAAAUCCAAGAGUCGUUCCCUGACGAGCAACUAUUUGCUAUUCCUACAGUCAAAGUCCCAUGGUAUACUGAUAUUGUGAACUUGAUAGAGGUAGAGAUAUUUGACGUCUGGGGCAUUGAUUUUAUGGGGCCUUUCCCACAAUCCUUUGGUAACAAGUACAUUAUGUUUGUUGUCGAUUAUGUUUUGAAAUGGGUAGAGGCAAUCCCUCUUCCAACCAAUGAUGCGAAGGUGGUGGUGAAUUUUGUGCAAAAGAACAUAUUCAUAAGGUUUGGAACCCCAAGGGUGAUGAUUAGUGAUAGGGGUGCUCACUUCUACAAUAGUUUGUUGAAGAACCUUUUGGCAAAAUAUGGGGUGAAGCAUAAGGUUUCUACAGCUUACCACCCACAAACAUGCGGACAGGUAGAGGUCGUAAAUAGAGAAGUGAAGCAAAUCUUAGAUAAAAUUGCGAAUGCGUAG